GUUUUUAUUCAUCCGCAGAAAACAAUGGCUUGAAAUUUCCCGAGGUUCAGUGUAGCCCCAGGAGCAGGUGCAACCGUAGAAUCACGCCGAUGCUUUCUUCAGCAUGACAAUACAACCUUAGCUCGUUAGGAUAAACUCCGUUGAAGGAGAAAGCUGCUUUGUAUGAAGAAAGCGGUUAACUCAGUGAUAGCAUUCUUGAAAAAGAAAAAAGAAGAUUUUUCGCUGUUACGGGACUCAGCGCCUGUCGAUGCUGGUGUAAGUCUUGAUCGGGUCGAAGCUGAAAAGGAAGAUGAGUUUGCAGUUAUUAGGUUAUGCAGACGAUGUGUUAUGGUUUACGAAAACAAAACAUGCAACAAAUGGAUGCUGCAACGUAUAUCACGACAGUGCGACAUCGGUUUCGAUGAGGACACUGCGGAACUUGUUCCACCAGUGGAAAACACUGACCAAUCUUUCGACCCUUUUCACGAAAAUUCUUUUCGAAGCUUUACUCAUGUAAACCGCGAUCGAAUUUCAAUGGCGCUAACCUUGAUUUCUGACCACGUUAUGCAACGCACAAGCAACAGCGACAGAUUAAAAUUUGGACCUCAUUAUCCGGUCUUCAUUUGGUUACGAAACUGCGAAAGAUCGAAUGCCUUUCGAAAUAUCUACCAAGACGAAGAUAAUAUAUUGAUAAAAGUGCGGUUAGAUAUGCUAUCGUUGGCUAGUUUUCCACGUCCAGUUUCGGAGAUUUUCGAGGGAACAACUUUGGAAGUUUGGGUUCUAGCCCAAAAAUUUUCUAAGCCGAUAAUUACACUGGAAAUUGAUGAAGAGUUAAUCAUUGGGUACAUAGCUGAUCUUUUCCACGUUGCUUUUUUCAAUAUUCCAUUCUCCGUCAAAGAAAGGCAAGCUAAGAUUGAAGGAAUUUUCCGAGCUAUUGACGAGAUUCUCGACAUCAGCGCUCAUAUUAUGUUGGCCAGCGGUGAAUCCUCGGAGAAUGCAAUAACUGUCAAGGAAGUCAUCACUGAGACAGCCAUCGUAGUAACGUCAACAGCCGCCGAAAGCACGGCUACCGUUGGCAUAGAAACGGCUGCGAUGGCCCUGGGGCAAGCUGCGGCAGGUAUAGCAAUAUCAGUUUUGGUCGACAUCGCUCUAACCGCCGGAAGUGUGACGCGUUCGAAAAUGCAGCGUGAUAAAGGCUUGAUAACAAACUCGCAGUUUAAGUCUACUGUAAGACGGAAGUUGUGUGACUCGAGUUGCCAGUUUAUCGGAGGAACUACUGGAACCAUCGUAGGGCAAGUACUCAUUCCGGUGCCCGUAGUAGGGGCCAUGGUUGGCGGUUUCUUUGGGAGUUUAAUUGGAGUUGGAGUCAGUAAAGGAAUCAUAAAGACCUCAGAACUCAUUGCUAAGGCUCAUAACGCCAGGGCUAAAGCUAUUACCGAUUAACAUGGCAGUUUUGAAUUGACAACCAAAGUAAUCCCAGCGACCAAUCAGAACAAAGAUUUAAAUUGGAAUUAGCCAAUGAGAAAUCAAAGUGAAAACGAGCAAAUUGUUUGAAGCGCGGGAAAACGCAAAUGACUCAGUCGCGAUUGUUUUUAGUUAUACAUCUGAUUGGUUAAAGGGAUGGUCGAGUUUUCAGGACCAGUCACAGAGAAAGGUUAAGUGAAACCCAAGCAAACCUAGAUUACUUUGGACACUCAAUUGCAAAUUGCUGAAGUAUGAACGCUAACGGGUCGCGCCUGAGGAAAUACGUUUGCUUUUACACUGACAACAGUCCUGGUCACACGGACUGCUUUUGAACUGUGCUCGGGUAUUGGUUAUCGACAAACUAGUGUAAACAAGGUUUAUCUUGUUCGCUUUCAGGGGUUUGACAGGGGGUAAAUAUUGAAUAAGUUAUAAUUUUGCUAAAAUAAAACGCUC
Molecule: messenger RNA, 1896 nt
Organism: Pocillopora meandrina
Lineage: Eukaryota; Metazoa; Cnidaria; Anthozoa; Scleractinia; Pocilloporidae
Source: the annotation of a GenBank genome assembly